GUGCCAUGGUACAAACAAUUCCGAAGUCAAAAUAGUGGUAGGCUUAAGGCUGAGGCCUAGGGCUAGCUUAGAACAUUCCAUGAGUAAGUAAAUAUUAACGUGGAGAAUUGUAAACAUAGGUGUUUUAUCAAGUUUAACACAAAACCCAUAUUUAAUUCGAGCCAGUUCAAAUUAUUAGGAUGAAGCUGUACAUCAGAAAAUAUCUAAAGCAAAUUUGAAGUAUCGAAAAAGAAAAAAGUAUGGGAACAGGAAGCUCAUUUGUAAGGGGUGAUGCCGGUGAGGGUGGGGUUGUAACAAGAAUACCGAAUGAGGUUAAACCCCGCAGAACCCUUCUACCAUCUCGCGGCUCACUGACACUUGGACGAAAAGGGAAGGGUGCGAGUAUGAGAUCAGCAUUAUCCGUUGAGUUAGAGAACACUGAGCUUGAUCGUUUACGGAGGGAUUUUGAAACUUACAAGUAUAGCAAGCAAACAGAAGUUGCUGACCUAGCCAAAAAGGAGAAGAAAUUUGAAAGUGAAAAUCGACGCUUACGUGCAGAGUUACAAGCACUUCAGAAAACAUGCAAUAAAUUAAGAGUCGAGAGGGACUUAGCGUGUGACUCGGAGUAUCAAGCUAUGGUCAGGGCUAAUAUAUUUGAACAAGACAGGGAUAAAGUUCAGCAUAAUUUCAAGAUUUUUAGAGAAACCAAGGAGAGCGAAAUUCGUGACUUGUUGAAAUCUCGUCGUGACCUUGAGGUAACCCUACAGAAUGCAAAUGUUCCACAUAUUAGUGUUAAAACACCAUCUGCUCAAUCAACUACAGAUACCAAUGGCGAUACUAGUAAUGUAGGUGAUUGGUGGACAGCUUUGGAGAGUGAGCCCUCUCUUGGUAGUACAACACAGUUACAGUCUCUACAUUUACGGGGACCAGAAUUUGCCUAUAAUCGUGGUGACAAUGAAAGUCCUGUCAUUAAUAUUAAUAAUGGUGACUGGCAGGGAAUUUCUCACAGCAUGCUAACACCAUUCUAUCAAGAAGUUGAGUCUCGCGUGAUAACUGUUUAUUUAAGUGCUCCUAGUAAUAUGCAAGCUGAGGUCGAUAUUUUUAAAAUGGAAUAUGAAUCGGAGCUUGAACAUCUUUGUGAGAUGGAAGGACGCUUCUUUCUUCUUGUCCAUUUUACUGUAGAUAACCCAAAAGAAUUGACCGAUGAUGACCUGUUAAAGCAACAUGAUAUAAGACAAAGGCAACUCCAACAGGCUACAAUGUUUCUAGCCUUUUUAGGUGGCCACACUGACAGGUUUACAGCAGAUGAGUACAGUAUAGCCCACCUGAUGAAUCCUGGAGCUAGGCCAGCAGUAUUCUGUUUCAGAAACCCAGCCUACAGAAAUUGCAAAGGUCAUGACAGCGAAGCUAGUAAAUUGAAGGAACUUGUACAUGAGCGGGGGCGCUGUAAAAUUAUUGGUAACUAUGAUGACCCAAAUCAGGGUGCUAAAGAAGCCUAUAGGGAACUAACAAGGCUUCUACGACUAGAACUAGGCUUGCCAAUGGAUGAAAAGAAUGGUGGGAUGUUGGAACAUGAAUUGCAGAACUCUGUCUCGGAUGACAUGUGUAUAACCUGGGAUGCGUACAACAAUGCUGACCAACUUGAGGUCUUUGAGCUUGCUUUGGUGUCAACUUGUGAAUUGGGCUUUGAAAAGCAUUAUGAAAGAUUAAAUGAUCAUGUAAUAGCUGCUGGUCCAUUGCCGCCGUAUUUAGUUUGUGGUCCGUCUGGCUCAGGGAAGUCUCUCCUCCUGGCUAAGUGGAUUUCUCUACAGCAGAAGCAUGCAAGGUCCAGCCUCAUCUUGUACCACUUUGUAGGCUCAAUGAAGUCGUGUAGUGCUGAUGCUGUGAAUAUGAUUAGGAGGAUGACAGCUCAGCUCUUACAGUAUGUAAGUUCACCCCCUCCAUUAACCUCUGACCCAGCAAGACUUCUUGAGGAGUUUCCAAGGUGGCUUGAACGAGUUUCAACCAAGUUUCCUGGUGGAAUCAUUUUAGUAAUAGAUUCUAUGGAGCAAUUGCAAGAUGCCGAGUCCAACAUGCAGUGGCUACUGGAUCCUCUCCCUGUGGAUGUUCGUGUGAUUGUCUCGGUCAGUGCUGAUGCCCGCCCACAAGCAUGGAGAUCGUGGCCAACUCUUCACCUUGAACCUUUAACACCAAAGCAUGUCAAAGAACUUGUCCGUGCCGAGUGCAAUAUUAAGAAUUUCAGUUUGUCUAGCGAGCAACAAUCGCGCCUACUUUCUCAUUGCCGGAUGCCUAGCACUCGGUUACCACUGUAUAUUAUGGUACUCAUUGAUGAGCUUAUCCACUUUAAUCAGACCAUCAUUGACUUGGACCAGAAACUUGAGGUUUGUCUUAAGUACGCAGACACCAUUGAACUCUAUAGACAUGUACUUGAGACUCUGGAAAUUGAACAUGAAGGUGUAGCUAAUAGAGGUCUUCUCAAGCGAAUAAUGCAAAUUAUAUGCUGUUCCCGCAACGGUAUUGCAGAGUCAGAAUUAUUUCAUCUGGUUCCAGAACUAACAUGGUUGUUUUGGGCGUCACUGAUGUACGACCUCAUCAAUAGGCACGUCCUCAAUUAUCGUGCAGGAUUGAUAUUCUUUGCACAUGAACAGGUAAAUGAAGCAGUUCAGAUCCGUUAUUGUAUGGGAGUCCACGAGAAAGAACUCGCUUCUGCAAAUCAACUCCUUAUUGAUCACUUCUCAAAUUCAUUAAGACCAGGUUAUGUUACUGCACGUGUUGCAGAUGAACUGCCGUGGCUGAUUCAACAGACAGGUGAUAUGGAGAAACUCAAAAUGUGCAUCAGUGAUCUUUUUGUUUUUCAACUUUUGUACUCCAGAGGGUGCUGUGGUGAGCUGAUCACGUACUGGCAGAAUGUAGGCUGUGAUAAAAAUGCAAUGGCAAUGGAAUAUUUCAAUGCAAUCAAGAAAGCAGAGGAGAAUCUUGGUGGAGUUUUCACAUUACCUCGUAUUGCUGAUAUGUAUGAAUUGCUUGGAAGAUUUUUAAAAGAUUUAGGACUUCUCAAUCAGGCUGUGAUUUCACUUAACAGAGCUCUUGAAGUAAGGGAGUCUAUUGAUCCUGACCACCCCAGUGUUGCCCAAUGUUUUUAUCUUCUUGGUGGACUACAUGGGCAGUGGGGCAAGUUUGCAACAGCUGAAGCAUACUUUAAACAAGCUCUGGAUAUCAAUGGGAGCGCAUUCAGUAAUGAGCAUGAAUCCGUGGUGAAGGUCUUAGAGUCAUUGGCUUUUCUGUACCGCAAGCAAAACAAGCAUGAUCAGGCAGAGCCAUUACAAAAGCGUGUCGCAGCUCUAAAAAAGAAGCUCCAGCCCUUCAAUGUUAACUCACAUGGUAAUAUUAACAUGCUGCAGAAACGUGCACUACAGCUAGAAGAACUAGCCACUGGACCAGAUACACCUGAGCUUGCAAAGACAUUGAAUGAAUUGGGUGUCCUCUAUUACCUGCAAAACAAACACAGCACAUCUGAAGCAUAUUUUAAACGUUCCUUGGCCAUGCGUGAAGCAACACAAGGCUCAGAUCAUCCAGAUAUUGCGCAGUCCCUCAACAACCUAGCAUCAUUGUAUAAUGAUCGUAAACAAUUUGAUAUGGCUGAACCAUUAUAUGAGAGAGCACUGAAGAUCCGUCAGAAGACACUGCCAGAGGAGCAUCCGGCAGUAGCAGCAACCAUUAAAAACCUUGCCACUUUGUAUAGGAAACAGGGUAAGUUUGACCUUGCAAGGCCAUUGUAUGAACAAGCUGUUGAGAUUCGUGAGAAGACCUUUGGUGAGAAGCAUCCAAGUGUUGGUACAGCCUUGGUCAAUCUCGCGGUCCUACACUGUCAACAGGCUAAACACGGCGAUGCAUUACCAUUAUAUGAACGCGCUUUAAAGAUCUAUGAGGAUGUCUUUGGGCAGCAUCAUCCACAGGUUGCGGAGACACUACGCAAUUUGGCUGUGCUACGCUAUGAGCAAGGAGAGUAUCAGAAUGCGGCUCAACUUUACAAGCGUGCUACAGAAAUCAAAGAAUUGGACGCCAUGUCUUUCACAAGUAAAUCCAUUAGUGGAUCUUCAGUAGCUAGGAACUCCGUUCUAGGUCACAGCACAUUUUUCCCAGAUCCCAGGUGAUUGAUACAAGGUGUGAGGUAAUUAAUGGCGGGUGUAUCAUGUGAUUGAUAACAGGUGUAUAAUGUUGAUCCAGGUGUAUGGUAAUUCCCAGUUGUUGCAAUACAGUAGAACCCCUAUUAAGGGGACACAUUUGGGAUCAAAAAAAUUGUCCCCCAAUUUGGGGUACCCAUAUUCGGGGGACACUAACCAAAAACGUGAAAUGGUCCCCUUAAUAGGGGUUUUUGGCAUUUUUUCUUACAAUGAUGACAUAGGCCUAGUUUCUUUAUAAUUUUAUUUUAAUUGACCUAAGAAUGAGUUACAGUUGAAUUAUAACUAAUUUUUAACAAUAAUUUGCAAUGCAAAAAGCAAAUCAUUUAUGAUGGGAAUUCAACUGAUAUGUAAUUAAAACUACAAAAGCUGUAUAGUCCUAUGUUCAUAAUAUUAUUUAUUUCUUGAUCCGAGUGUUAUAUUAAUGGUGAAGUAUUCUUUUCUCAAAUAUUGAGCUAACAAAGUCAGGGUGUAGCUGCUCGGUAUACAUCAGCCUACAGUAUCAGUAUGUGAAAAUACACAAAACAAGAAAUUCCCAUGGUUAAAAGAUUGUAUUUAUAUGAACUAACGCUAAAGAUUAUGAGGGAAUAAUUAUGGUUUGAUGUUAAUUUUAUUGCUCAAAAAGUUCAAAUUUAAAUUUGAAAGAUUUUUUUUCUUAUUUUGAGACAAUAAAAAAAAGUGUCUCCUUAAUAGGGGUUAAAAUGUAUUGAUUUGACCAUUUUGCACUCAGAAAGUGUCCCUAUCCUCUUAAUAGGAGUGUCCCCUUAAUAGGGGUUGGCUGUAGUGUUAAAAGAUAUACUGUAUUGCCACUUAUUUCACGGAUAAGUGUUUUUAUUAUAUAAUUUAUUCUGUUACCUAGGCUUUGCAACUCAACUCAAUUGAUCUUUGGCAAAUUUCAAGCAAAUGUCACAUCAAUUGUUAUUAACAUGAACAAAGAAGACAAUAAUUUAAGCCACAUGAUUCAUGACUUUUGACUUAAUGUGGUCUUACACAAUUUGGCCAACAAAUAGGUCAACAUUGUAAUGUACCAGAUAAAAUAUAUAUUUUAUGCUUUGUAAAUUUUUUUAUAGAAGAAUUUUAGAUAGUGUAGUCUCCUGUAAAUUGUCAGCUUAUGUAUUUACUGUACACUGAAUAUGCAAUGUAGCUUAUAUUUAUACAAAUAUAAAUUCGAGAAUAAAUUAUAUAUUUUGAUAUUUGCA
Messenger RNA from Anneissia japonica, 5359 nucleotides. Its product is annotated as nephrocystin-3-like. The coding region runs from base 240 to 4133 and encodes 1297 amino acids. NCBI's taxonomy places the organism in Eukaryota, Metazoa, Echinodermata, Crinoidea, Comatulida, Comatulidae. The transcript is spliced from 23 exons. Gene Ontology annotation, cellular component: kinesin complex. Gene Ontology annotation, molecular function: protein binding. The record is from RefSeq and is a predicted model, not a curated record.